Molecule: messenger RNA, 2217 nt
Organism: Ylistrum balloti
Lineage: Eukaryota; Metazoa; Mollusca; Bivalvia; Pectinida; Pectinidae
Product: probable conjugal transfer protein TrbE part 2
Exons: 1
Coding region: 1-2217 (738 amino acids)
Molecular function (GO): ATP binding
Source: RefSeq, a predicted model, not a curated record
AUGAUACAGACGGAUGUGAUUCGUAAACCGCUAACAGCGAUUGAUAUGAGAGGUAACUUUGAUAAUGCGUUGUGUGCGUUUUUGAAUAAAGAGCGAGAGCAGCAAUUUAAGGAUGAUGUAGCCCAAUUAUUUACUAGUGAUUGUUAUCUAACGAUUACGUACCAAAUUCCUAGUGACCAGCAAGACAAAACAAUCCAAUUUUUUGUAUCAGAUGAGCCUACAGAUGGUAGCUUAACACGUAGUCGUAUCCGCGAUUAUUUUCUUGAGCGUUUAAGCCAAGUAGAAGGAGUGCUGAAGAACUUAUUUUUUGAAUUUCGUCGUUUAUCCCCAACAGAACUACUAACGUACCUAAAGUGCUGUAUAGAUGGAGAUGAUAGCCCUGUAAGAAUCAAUGCUAAUGGUCCAUAUUUAUCUUAUUAUCUGGCGAGUAAAGAUUUUUAUGGGGGUCGAAAACCAACGAUAGGAGACAAACAUAUACGUACGAUUGGUAUCCAAGGUUUUCCUGUAGAAAGUAGUCCACAGCUAUUGUCGGUUUUACAUAGUCAACCCUUAUCCUAUCGUUGGCAUCAGCGUCUGAUUUUUUAUAGUCCAGAAGAUGCUAAAAGAGAAGCCAGUAGGCGUGAGAAAAAGUGGUAUCAAAAGAGACAGACAUUAAUUGGUCAUCUAAGAGAAGAGGCGUAUGGAGAUGUUGGACGUACGGAGAAUCAAGCAGCAGUAGAGAUGUCAGAGGAUGCUAUGCGAGCAGUCCAUGACAUUGACCGUGGUGAUAUUAGGAUGGGAGCGUACAGUACAGUAGUGGUUGUGAUGCAUGAGAGUUCUGAUGUUGUGACGGAGCAGGCAGCAUUUGUUCGAGACACCUUUGAGGAGCUAGGAUUUCCAGCACGUAUUGAGUCACUCAAUGCUAGUCAAGCGUAUUUAGGAUCCUUACCAGGAGAAUCUGAAUGGAAUGGUCGUAAGAGUCUGAUUAAUACGGUUCAAUUUGCUGAUUUGAUGCCAACAACGACACUUUGGGCAGGUCAUAGGUAUCAUCCAAAUGAUACCUAUCCAAGUUAUAGUCCCCCGUUGAUGCAUACGGUAUCAACAGGAUCUACCCCCUUUAGGUUAACGCCCUUUGUGGGAGAUGUAGGUCAUUUUAUUGUUUUGGGACCAACAGGUAAGGGGAAGACCGUAUUGAUGAAUCAGAUAGCGGUAAGUUUUAACCGUUAUCAGCAGGCGGAACUGUUUGGGUUUGAUAUCAAGCAUGGUCUAUUUGUAACGACAAUGGCAGCAGGUGGUAACUAUUAUGAUUUGUUAGCGUCAGAUUCUAAACUACAAUUACGACCAUUAGGAUACCUAGAUGAUCCUGAGGGUUUACUGUGGUCCCAGCAGUGGAUUAAGGCUGUUCUAGCGUUAAAUGAUUAUCAAGUAACAGCAGAAGACAAUAACGAAAUUAUAGAGUCUCUCAAAUCUUUACGUCAGUCACCGACACGUACACUCAGCGAGUUUGUUCUACAGAUACAGAAGCGGAUGAUCCGUGAUAUCUUUGUGCAAUAUACAAGACAGGGUCCCCUAGGAAUGUUACUUGAUGGAGAGCAAGACACUGUUAGUGAAAGUCGCUGGAACAUCUUUGAGCAGGAGAAGUUAUUAGAUCUUGAGGAGCGAUUUUCAGCACCGAUUCUAUUGACCUUAUUUAAUAUUGCUGAUCGUAGGAUGCAAGGACAGCCAUUUUAUAUGCCCUAUGAUGAGGGAUGGCAAGCGAUACGUAAUCCAUUAAUUGCCACAAAGUACGAAGAAGCCUUACGUAAAUUCAGGUCAAAAAAUGCAGCAGUUGGAAUGGCAACACAAAGUGUAGCUGAGAUUAUUGGUAGCUCUUUGAAGCCAGUCAUUUUAGAAAACGUGCCUACAAAAAUAUUCUUAAGUAAUCCUGCGAUUUAUGAUCAUCGAGAGCUAUAUCAGGAGAUAGGCUUAUCUGAGCAAGAGGUAUCACUGAUUAGCCAUUUAGUACCGAAACAGCAGUAUUACUAUCGUAGUGAUGAUGGACGACGUAUCUUUGAUUUAGAUUUACGAGCAGUUAGUUUAGCAUUUGUUGCAGCAACAUCGAAGCAAGAUGUUCAGAGAUGUAAGCAGAUGAUGGCUAUGCAUGGUGAUGCUUGGGUUUCGUUAUGGCUAGAGUACAAAGGUAUUGAUCAAGAUUGGAUUCGGUAUUGGAAUCAGAUCCGUAAGGGUGAUCUGGAAUGA